AUUCCGUUUUUUUUCGCCGCAGUUAGGCAACUGAUAAACAAUGGUCGAUCCAGGACCGCCAAACUGGCUCUACGAAUUCAGGCAGUGCGUUUCAUCAACCGAAGAUGCCCUGGAAUGCGCGAAGCUGGCUGCUUCGUACAAUCCGCACAGCCAGCGUCUGGAGAAUGUAGACCUAACCGAAAGGUAUCAUGGUGACUCUUCUGACAGCGAUACCACUGAUUGCAGUGAUGUAACACUGGGAACAGUGUCAGAUGUGUACAUGUGUGGAUAUUCCGCCUUCAUAAAGAGCCGUGAUGUCCAACUGGACCUUGCUAAAGUCUACCUGCUUAUAUCCAAGGCUUUGAAGUCGUCCAGGGGACUACAGCCAAAUGAUAAUGCAGUAUGGCACACCAAAAGGUAUUUGACACCCCUAAUGAGCCGUUUCAAGAGCUAUGUAGUGAUUUGCAUUAAGUUGUCCGAGGCAGCUACUUUCGACGACGAUACCCAAGAUGCUAACGAGGACACCAUGUCGUCCUUCGGUGGACUCCGUAAGCCUAUGCGGAAAACGGAAACCCACUUCAAGCUGGAUCCCGCGGAAUAUCGUACCAUCACUGAUCCAUCAGAACACUUACAUGAGGGCAUAACAUCGGAAAAUGGAAGUAACUCAAUGACAAUGCUGAGCUGGCCGUUCUAUAGAGAUGCGAAUUGCAGCGAUAUGUUUAAACUGCUGUGCUACACAUUGAUGGUGGGUAACUUCGAAGCAUUCAGCAUCAUCCUGGAAAACCAUGAACCAUGUAUCAUGAAGCACAUCGAGAGCCACUGGUCAGUGCUGUUGAGUUACAUACCCAUAUGCUGUGACUACGCUAAAUGCCGCAAUGUAGUUGAGAAGGUCUUCAGACUCUCGAAUGGCUGCUUAGAAGAUAGUUACAUUAAAUUAUUUGAUUGGAUAGUAUGGAGACUGCAUAUUAUACUGAAGUCGACGAAGUGCUCCUUCUACUUGUCGUACAAGUAUCUAAAGACCAUGGCACUGCUGUUGUGCAGUGGGUCGACGAAGUCACCAGCCGUGGUAUGCAGGCAACAUUUUUUGGAGUCCCUAACAGCGAUAAUGAAGCAGCAUAUGAUAAUUAACAAUUACAAAACAAGCUAUGCUACCGGGGUACAGGAAUUGGAGUCCUCCAAACACAUACCCCUUACGGAGUACCUACAACUGAGAGCCAGUGAAAAGUUACAGCUGUUCUGUGAUUGUAUCGACAUACCGAGCGCGAAAAACGUGGAUUGCUCAUGCGAUGAGGUUUAUAAGGAUAAAUACGGUAUAUACCCAUCAUGUCUCUAUUGCAAGACACUAGAUGGUGUAGUAACCCUGAGCAAAUUCUUCCGAUGGAUCAAGACGGUACGAUGUGACAUUGAUUUGACAAAUCAAUACUGUGACUACAAUACAGAAUUUGCAAGGUUUUUCGACUCUAUCAAGCAUUGUGCCUAUGCAUCCAUAGAUGAUUACAUGGAGAAUAUAUACAGUACCCUAGAUGAAUGCGCUAAUUCUGGGAUAUUCGAGACUAUAUACGUACUAACCAAGUCUAUUAUAGGUACCCAGUUGCGUAACAGGGCCCAAACUAUCGUAUUCAGGGUACUGUUCAGCCGGAGAUUUAGCUAUAACAUGCUGGGGAACUAUUUUAUGUAUAAGUCCAUAUAUAUGUUAAUAGAAGACUUAACAGAAGAUGGUGAACUUGACAUUACUGACCUUGGCGACUCACACCUAAAUGCUUUGUGCACGGGUUAUACACCCUCGGAUAAACACCACCAAAACCCAAAGUAUGCACAUUUUCUAAAGUCAUGGGAAAAGGCAAAUGGGAAAUUGACAUACCAGCUUGUUCGGGAUGUCAUAACAUGCGAACUUAACUUCGCGGAGUCAUUGCUUAACAUAUUCUCACUGGUCCAGUUGCCACUGGGUAAUAAGAUUUUCUAUGUCGAUGUUGGCGAGAUCACUAAUGCACUAUACGAUAGUGAUACUGCCCUAAUGCUCAUGCAGCGCAUAUUGGUGUACAUCAUGGACCACCAACUGACCAUCGAGGACUUCCGCAACGCUUUGUAUUCACUCACAGAUGUCGUGUCAUACAUAAAUGACGUAUCCAUCCAAGAGGUAUACACAAUGUUCUUUUAUACCAUCGCCACGAGUUGCAACCAUGUAGGAUACCUAGAGGCGUUGUGCGACGUGUGGUUUGCGUCACACAACAAGGGAAUAGCGGGCAUUGGGUUGUUUUUACGUGAAGCUUUGCUUGCAGCGAAAGCAACGGUCUACCUCUUGAGCAACCAGCAUUACGUGAAUCCUACCCUCAUGAGAAUGGUAACUGAUAUAAUGCAUAACAUUCAUGUGUCUCUACCAGAUCGACUGUGCUUCAAGCAUAGGGUACAUGGAAACUCAAUGGAUAUACAUGAUGUAAUAGGGACCUUUCUGGACUUCUUAGGCAUAGAUUGGGAUGGACAGAGUCUGGACAAGGGGAUGAAUAUACUAUCCAUGCUAGAUAACGCCAAUAACUCUAAUUAUAUACCAGACCAGGAUGUGAUCAUAGCUGAUAUCAAGACCUUGGGGCUAUUGCAACGCAUGUCCACAGUGUUGAUCGAUCUCGACUGUGAUAUGAAUAGCUUAGAAACACGGCUAGGCACACUGUGCAAUAGUUUGUAUCACUGCAAAACUAGGAUUGUACAGGAUGCUUUUGGCAAUUUAGCGUCCAUAUUGAUCACGAAGGCAGAUGCCGCAGUACCCAACAGCGAGGCUUACUGGGAGUUUACCAUCUUUGCAGCUAUCCUGUGCACUAGCGUACCACAGGAUAUCGAACCAAGUGAUAAUGACGCAAAGGACCUGGGUCAUGUUAUCCAGUUGAUAAAGACGUCGGGAACUAUAGUAUUGCCAAAGCAUUUACGUCAAGGAGUUAGUGAGAUCCUGGAGGUGUUGCGUUGCCUAGUGCAUGAUGGGCAGCAUCAUGAAAAGAUUGAGCACGUGCCGGAAGACCCGGAAUUGUCAACGCUGCUAUACAGGUUGUUUGGGACAUCAUGUGUAAAUGCAGGAGAUUAUGUUGGAUUGUCAAAGGUAAUGGACCAGGCGUCGCCAUCCGAUAUCCCAAAGCUUGCAUCGUUCUUGAAAGAGGCUGUUUUUAAUCUACCAGAUAAACUAGAUCGUAGUACUGUUGAUUUGGAGGACUCACAGGUAUCACUAUUCGAAGUGCUCACAGGGCCAGACACUGAUACCGGUGUCGAGCCAAUAUCUUCAUACCCAGACCUGAAAGUAGAUGACCUUUCCAUGCGAAGUGCAAUACUGAAGUUGCUCAGCAGGGUUAACCUAACAAAAGUGGAGGUGUGCCAGCAGGAUAAGAUGAAAAUAUCGUUUGAUACGCUGGCACACCAUUUUACAGGUAACAGUGCAAGCGGGUUGCUCAGCAAAGCCUUUGGAAAAGCUGAAACUGGGCUCUCAUCGAUUAACAUCAAGAAGAUGCAGUUCGAAUCGCUCAAAGGAAAGUUCUUCGCGUUAUCGAAAAGGAAUAUGGACGCCUUUAACGUCUGCUUUUUGCCGCUGCUGAAUUACUACAGUACCGGGGUUAUAUGCCAUACGAAUUAUGUAUUAGAAGACCCAGAACACCUGGAAAUGGAUGCGUCGCCCAGGGGAGCUAUAAAGUGGCCCACAUACUCACAAACCGAACUGUUGCAACUGCUUCGUGGGCAUACCCAGCUAGGUGUAAUGAUGCUACUAGAAAAUUGUAACUUCAAGCCGAAUAUGCUUUUUAUCGAGCAGAUGCAUAGAAUAUUCCACAACUUCAAUGUACACCAGUGCCUGCGGGUCCUGGCAGAGGUAAUUCCUACCCUCGUUAAAUUCAGCUGGCCGAGUUACCUGAUAUCACACCUGGAAACGGUAGUGCAGUUCCUAGAACAGUUUAGAACAUUCCCUUUGGAUGCAGAUAUUUAUAUAGGACGCUUCGUGGCAAGUGCCAAGUACAGAAUGGAGUUGUUUUCCCAAAUCUCUACAUAUCUACUGGAUAAUGUGGAUGAUGUGCUGCAUAUAUACAGAUGCCUGGAUAACCUGUUUUCUUGCAAGCAGCUUGUAACACGCCGGGAAAUCACUAGAAUCGAGUGUAUCACAGAGGAAUUGACAGGAUCUAUAUGGCAUAAUAACCCGCCUGUAACACAAGGGUUUGGUAUAGAAGAUACACUACUAAUGCAGGAGUAUGUCCAUGUACUCAUAAGGUCACUCGAGAAGAAUAUAUGGGAAGCAAAUCCAAAUGAACUGGCUUCAAAGGUUAAGGGUGUUGAGCCAGAUUUCUUAAACCUGGGAGACCAAUAUCGCGACUCACUAAUAGCCAUGUAUAGUGUAUACGUGCAGAAAAGAAUGCAUAAACCAGUACAUUGGCUCUUAUGGAGGAAGCUUGUGUGCCGUUACCUCCAUGUGUACCCAAAUGAUAUAGAGCUCUUUAACGAAUUGUACAUGCCAGAGUCAGAGGACAUGAUCAAUUUGCUGGAAGUGUUGCUACGAACUACAGAUGGCUUUGAUAUCACGGAAGUUGAUAGGUUUGACACAUUCAAACGCAGAUUAACAAGAAAGAUUAAUGUCAGGAAUUACUACGAAAUAGCAAGCUACAUGAGGCAUGUAGAUCCAAUGGCAGCAAAGGAGAUUAUAGAGUCAGUACACGGUAUGAUUAAAAUACCAGAUAAAACACUGGGAUUCGAUGCAACCAGGCAACUGUACGAACUAGAUAUAAAAUCAACCAGCCAAUGGUAAACAAUAUUGAAUUUAUAUAUACUAGAGAAUUUUAACAUAG
Messenger RNA from Babesia bovis T2Bo, 4784 nucleotides. RefSeq lists its product as uncharacterized. NCBI's taxonomy places the organism in Eukaryota, Apicomplexa, Aconoidasida, Piroplasmida, Babesiidae. Bases 41 to 4744 code for a protein of 1567 amino acids. The record is from RefSeq and is a predicted model, not a curated record. The transcript has a single exon.